UUCAUAGAUUUUAUCCAAACCAUUUACACCCUAGGUGUGAGCCUUUUCUUCUUCCUCUCUCUUGAAAUCUAUAUUUCCCCCUCCUCCCUUCAUUAACGAAAAUAAACCUUCGGGAGAAUGGCGCCAGACUGCUAUGGGGACGACGGAAGCUACGUCGUCGAUUCUUCUCAGUCACUUGUGGAGGAAACAACAUCCGCUCUGCCACUACCCACUCUUCCGUUUGAUCUCGUCGCUGAAAUUCUAUGCAGACUUCCGGUAAAACUCCUCAUUCAACUUCGAUGUCUCUGUAAGUCUAUCAAUUCGUUAAUUUCUGAUCCUAAAUUCGCUAAGAAACAUCUUCGCAUGUCAAACACGCGCCACCAUCUCAUGUUAAGCUCUAAUAACGACUUAGACGAGUUAGUUCUCUUUGAUUCCCCAAUGCCCUCUGAUUUUCCAACGUUUACUGUAAACCAGACACAACUCAGUUACCCUGAUUGUCUCAAAAUUGAAUAUGAUUCUCCUUUGCACGCGCGCUCUUGCGAUGGCAUCCUUUGUUUCACAAUGUAUAACGGUCCUGGUGUGGGUCCACCUGUUUUGUGGAAUCCUUCCAUUAGAACAUUCAAAAUAUUACCUCCCUUGGAUAACAAACCUUUCUCCGCGUAUAGCUUCGGUUAUGAUCAUUGCAUUGAUAAGUAUAAGAUUGUUGCAAUCUCUCUUGUGGAGGACAGAGAGGAAGUAAGUGUUCAUACUUUGGGUACGGAUACUUGGAGAAGGAUACCAGACUUCCCAUAUUCUGGCCCGUUUUGUGGGUAUGGAAUAUUUGUCGGUGGCACUGUUAAUUGGUUGUCGUUAGACGAAGUGAGUUCUUUGUGCGUCAUUGUUUCUCUUGAUUUGGAGAAGGAAUCGUAUCAAACGCUUUCGCUGCCUGAUAUUGAGAAUGAUCCUUUGACAAAUUUGGGGGAUUUGGGGGUUUUGAGGGAUUGCUUGUGCAUCUUUGCAAGUAGUGAUAUGUUUUUUGAUGUUUGGAUUAUGAAGGAAUAUGGAAACAAAAAGUCUUGGACUAGAUUGUACCGUGUUCCUUACAUGGAAGAUCGGGGUUUGUGUCGCUAUACAAAGGCUUUAUAUAUUUCUGAGGAUGAACAAUUGCUGAUGGACUUUAAGGAGUUGGAAAGUCAAAAAUUGAAGUUGUUUGUUUACGAUUCCAAUGAUGGUACUUUGGAGAUUCCUGAGAUUCAAAACAUUGGUGGUUGGAUGGACCCAGAAGUCUACAUUGAAAGUCUGAUAUCACCUUGUUCUUAAUGUUAGGAUGUAGAUGCUAUGAUAUGUCACUUGAACAUGAGAUUAAACUGCAACAAAUAUAUGGUUUAUUUUUGUUUAUUUUAUUUCUUUUGUCUAGUCUGAUAAUCAGUGACUUGUUGGAUCAUUGUUGAUUAAUGUUUGAUGGAAGGGUGAAAAGUUCUUAAUUUCAAUUUUAUGUUAGUUAGAGUUUUUGGA
Messenger RNA from Medicago truncatula (barrel medic), 1473 nucleotides. RefSeq names its product F-box/kelch-repeat protein At3g23880. Gene Ontology annotation, molecular function: protein binding. The record is from RefSeq and is a predicted model, not a curated record. The transcript has 2 exons. The coding region runs from base 118 to 1278 and encodes 386 amino acids. NCBI's taxonomy places the organism in Eukaryota, Viridiplantae, Streptophyta, Magnoliopsida, Fabales, Fabaceae.